Diaporthe amygdali is the source of this 1404-nucleotide messenger RNA. RefSeq lists its product as uncharacterized. The transcript is spliced from 3 exons. The record is from RefSeq and is a predicted model, not a curated record. Bases 1 to 1404 code for a protein of 467 amino acids. Gene Ontology annotation, biological process: carbohydrate catabolic process; fungal-type cell wall biogenesis. Gene Ontology annotation, molecular function: mannan endo-1,6-alpha-mannosidase activity. Lineage: Eukaryota; Fungi; Ascomycota; Sordariomycetes; Diaporthales; Diaporthaceae.
AUGUCACCACGCUCGUUCUUCCUCUUAAAAUGUCUUUCUAUGGCUGGGGUUGCGUCGGCUGCGCUGGAUGUGGACCUAAAUGAUGCCCAGUCCAUCAGAGAUAAUGCAGCUCUGGUUGCUUACGACCUCUUGACCUUCUACAAAGGCAAUCAGUCUGGUCAAAUUCCCGGAAUCCUUCCUGGACCUCCUCCUGAUGGCGACUACUACUGGUGGCAAGGUGGUGCGAUGUGGGGGGCGCUGAUCGACUACUGGCAUUACACAGGCGACACCUCCUAUGUAAACACGACGACCGAGUCGCUGCUGUUCCAGACUGGGCCUCGCAAUAAUUACAUGCCACCAAACUGGACAGCGUCUCUGGGUAAUGAUGACCAGGCCUUUUGGGCUCUCAGUACGAUGGCGGCCGCCGAGGUGCGAUUCCCGGAUCCACCGGCCGAUGACCUCCGGCAGUGGCUGGCCCUCACGCAGGCCGUCUUCAACACGCAAGCUCACCCAGACCGGCACGAUGACACAUCUAUCGCUAAUGCCUGCUUCUUCAAUAUUGGAGCUCGCCUUGCUCGCUACACUUCCAACACAACCUACUACUCUUGGGCAUACGACACCUACGAUUGGCUUAAAAAGGUGCAAUAUAUUGACGCCGAGUACAAUGUUUACGACGGCGCCCACGUGUAUCACAACUGCACGGAUAUCAACAAGGCACAGUUUUCGUACAACGCGGGCAUGCUGCUCCAGGGCGCGGCCUUCAUGUACAACUGGACCUCCUCACAGACAGACAACACCACUCUGAGCCAGCAGGAAGCUGCGUAUUGGGAGGCAGAGAUUAAUGGGCUGAUGAACGGCACGCUGCGGGUCUUCUUCCCCGACGGCAUCGCGCACGAGCCGGCAUGUGAGGAUGUCGGGACCUGCACGAGCGACAUGUUGAGUUUCAAGGGCUACGUAGCACGGUGGAUGGCCGUGACGGCGCAGAUCGCCCCGUUCACGAGGAGUACGAUCAUGCCAGCGCUGCGGUCUAGCGCCGAGGCCGCCGUGCGGACGUGUACGGGCGGAGACAACGGCCGCAUGUGCGGCUUCAAGUGGCACCAGGACACCUGGGACGGCUCUACGGGCGCCGGCCAACAGAUGAAUGUCUUGGCCACUAUGACCGCCCUGUUGAUGACGGACAACGAGAUCACGGGCGAUGCCGCCGGUGGGUCCGGCGGGGCGCCGAUUACCAAUGCCACGGGUGGCACGAGCGCCGGCGACUCGGCGGCUGGGUACGGUGACGAGAGGCCGUGGGACGAUAUCUACGAGCCGAUCACGACUGGGGAUAAGGCAGGAGCUGCUAUCCUGACGAUCAUUAUGGUGGGCUUCCUCAGUGCUGGGUGUGCCUGGGUCAGUCUGGACGAGGGCUUCAGCAUCGGCAGGUGA